AGUAUUGCUAACUAAACGACUCGUACUUUAAUAUCUUCCUGAACAAGUAAAGCAGAUACAAGUAUUUUAUCGAGAAGUAUAUCAUAUGCAAUAUAUGAUAUGUGAUAUUUAAUAGCAGUACAUGUGAUACGAGUAAAGAUUUAACUUUGAGUCGCGUGUUAUAAGGCUUUACCAAAGUACUAGUAGUGGAAUAGUGUUUUCUGAUGCAGCGAUGGGGUGGGCACUGGGUCACCAUUUGGAGCUUUUCGUGCCAGCAAAAGCAAAGUGCACGAUAGUUAUUCAGUGACUUUAUCUUUUUAUUUUAUUGUUAUUGUUUGUUACUUAUUUUAUUUAUUUUUGAUCAAUGAAAUUCCUCUGGAUGUCACGUUACGUUCGACAGAAGACAUCCGAAGAUGUCGAGGAGUACAAAAAUAAUGCCGAGCCGGAACUAGUGAUUCCCUUGGUGUGGACGAGUAAACGCAGCCUGGAGGUCGAGGAGCUUACCAGUGAAAGAGAAUUAUUAUCACCAGGAGCAGCAGCAGCCAUGGCCUCGACCAGCGGGCACAAGAGAAACGGCUCGAGCUCUAGCAUGUUCGCCCACAGACGUACCGAGUCCGGCAGCGGGUUUAUCGGACAUAAACGCCCUGAAACCGGACACAAGCGAGCUGAGAGUAUAUCAACAGCCUUUGGUCACAAGAGAAAUGACAGCUACAGUGGCUUUGGUCACAAGAGAUCUGAAUCCGGCAGCAAUUACCAUGCAGGACACCGCAGAAACGAAAGUAUGUACGCGAUGACAGGAUUGUACGCUGAAAGCGCGGGAAAUAUUAUCGACGACCCUCUGGACCUGCCUCAACAGGGCGAUGGCAGAUUAACACAUGACACAGUGAUCAGAUGUCACAGUAGGAAUCCAAGUUCUGGUCUUGUAGAUCACAGAGAUUUUAUCAUCAAAUGCCACAGCAGGAAUCCAAGUGCUUCCAUGGUCGACAGAACGGAGAAAGAGCGACCGCAAACACCACCCAUUAAUCCAGACUCCAAAGACUGUGGUAUAUUAAGCUGUAGACCGGCCUUUAUACAGAAGUUUGCUACGAUAAAGGUUUUCGUGUUUCUACUGUCAUUCCUCGUCACAGUCCAGCAAGCACUAAGCUCAGGUUACAUAAAUUCAGUAAUCACAACAAUUGAAAAAAGAUUUGAGAUCCCAUCAAGUUUAUCAGGUCUCAUUGCCAGUUCAUAUGAAAUCGGGAAUGUUAUCACUGUUAUAUUCGUCAGCUAUCUUGGUAGCCGCAGACAUAUACCUGUUUGGAUUGCCAUAGGUGCAGUGAUAAUGGGACUCGGUUCAAUGAUCUUCAUGAUACCCCACUUUGUUGCGGAGCCCAACUUGACGACAGCAUCUAACAACUCCAGUUCUGAUAACAUUUGCCGUGUAGUAUCUCUGCGUGAGCAAGAUAUGGGACUGGGUCGACUUUCAUCGGGGUUAUCAUCACCACCACUGGCACCACACAAUAAUUUACGUGGUGACAAUUGUAUUCAAGGCUCGCCAUCAACUGCCGGGCCUGUUAUGCUCUUUGUGCUGGCGCAGCUACUGCUUGGUUGCGGUGGUUCGCCUCUCUUUACACUUGGUACUACUUACAUAGACGACCACGUCAGACCAGAAAGUGCUUCUUUGUAUAUCGGAUGUAUGUACAGUAUGGCAGCAUUUGGACCAGUCUUAGGAUUCCUAUUAGGUGCAUACCUUCUCUCCUUUCACAUGGAUUCAUUUUCAGCUAAUAUAAUUAGCAUAGAUCCCGGCGAUCACAGAUGGGUCGGAAUGUGGUGGGGUGGAUUUUUAUUAUGCGGUCUUUUACUUAUUCUCGUGGCAAUACCAUUCUUCAGUUUUCCCAAGACUCUUCAGCACGAGAAAGAGAAGAUUAAGAUCAUCGAGAAGAACAAGUCGGCGAUUGCUAAAGAAAAGGAAGCUAACAAAGAUUUGAAAAAGGAAGUCAAAAAUGACGACAGUGGCUACGGAAAAGAUGUUAAAGACAUUCCUCGGAGCAUGUGGCGGCUUGUUUGCAAUCCCGUGUACGUGGUAACAUGCCUAGGAGCCUGUAUGGAGUUAGUUAUUGUCUCGGGUUUUGUGGUUUUUCUGCCGAAAUAUCUCGAGACCCAGUUUAGCUUGGGCAAAAGCCAAGCGAGUAUAUUCACCGGUUCGAUAGCAAUACCGGGUGCUUGUAUUGGUAUAUUUUUCGGCGGGUGUCUGUUAAAACGUCUGGAAUUAAGGCCAAAAGGCGCGGUACAGUUUGUACUGGUAUCAAAUAUCAUAUGUUUAACUUGUUAUGGAUUAUUAUUUUUCCUCGGAUGCGACAAUGUCAAAAUGGCAGGAACAACAAUACCAUAUUUCAAUAGCAGUACAAAAGGCCCUGAGCCAUUUCAGGUUAAUCUCACUGCCUCAUGCAAUUUUGGAUGUGAGUGUCGUAUGAAUGACGUCGAACCUGUUUGUGGUAAUAAUGGUCUCACGUACUUCAGCCCUUGUCACGCUGGUUGCACUGACUUUAGCUCUAAGUCUAAUUUUACUAAUUGUGCUUGUAUACACGGAAACUUAGCAAUGCCAAGAUUACCAGCCGAAGUAACAGCAAUUCCUGUUGCUACAUCUGGACCCUGUACAUCACCUUGUAAAACAAUAUUUCCGUUUCUCAUUUUAUUAUUUUUCAUGACAUUCGUUGUAGCUGUUACACAGAUGCCACUGUUGAUGAUUGUAUUGCGAUCAGUGGGCGAAGAAGAAAGAUCAUUUGCACUGGGAAUGCAAUUUGUCAUCUUCCGACUGUUUGGUUACAUACCAGCGCCAAUACUCUUCGGAAAUUUAAUAGACUCGACGUGUUUACUCUGGAAGAGUACUUGUGGUGAAAAGGGUGGUCGCUGUUUACUUUAUGACAUUGAACAAUUUAGAUAUAGAUACGUUGGACUGUGUGCUGGAAUAAAAAUUCUAGCAUUAGCGUUAUUUUUAGUCGACUGGUGGUUGGUGAGACGAAGGCACCAGCUUGAAGAGUCGCCUAAAGGAUUAACCGUUAAUGAUAUCGUCGGCUCUAUUAUUAGUCUUGACAAACUGUUCGAAGAGAAGCCUCAGCAUCUUAAUUUAGCGGAGAAUGAUGCAAUGACGCAGAACUCGACAGAGCACACACCGUCCUCGAUCUCAUCGCCAACCGAGCAAACAAAAUCAACAAACUUAGAAGAAAGUGAGUCGACACACUUGACCCAUGGCUCGACGGACACGACAAAUCACUCGAAACUACUCGCCGAUUUUUCAGACACCAGGCAAGAUGACGACGUUGAAUUUAGGCCUCUUAACAGUAAAUUUGAAUCUAACGACCGUCACGUUUAAUGACGGUUUCGCUCUAGAUACUAAACUAAUUAAUUAAUUAUUUUUUUUUUUUAUUCAAAUAUUUGUGGCAAAUUUUUCAAUCAGCUUAAAAUUAAGCUCGACAUUUUUUUCUACAUUUAUUUAUAAAUUAAUAUUUUUAUUUAUCACAGUGUUUAGUCAGAUUAAUAAAUACAGACACAAUCUUAAUAUACAUAUCAUCGUCACGUAGCCAUUAUUUUGAGCUUAUUAAUUUAUUUGUCACAAAUUAACGCUGACGUAGCGAUUACAUACCUAUAUAUAUAUAUAUAUAUAU
Molecule: messenger RNA, 3623 nt
Organism: Cotesia glomerata
Lineage: Eukaryota; Metazoa; Arthropoda; Insecta; Hymenoptera; Braconidae
Gene: Oatp30B
Product: solute carrier organic anion transporter family member 3A1
Exons: 15
Coding region: 344-3331 (995 amino acids)
Biological process (GO): transmembrane transport; sodium-independent organic anion transport
Cellular component (GO): membrane
Molecular function (GO): protein binding
Source: RefSeq, a predicted model, not a curated record